This is a messenger RNA of Limulus polyphemus (Atlantic horseshoe crab), 2505 nucleotides long. RefSeq lists its product as uncharacterized. Gene Ontology annotation, molecular function: sequence-specific DNA binding. Bases 328 to 1599 code for a protein of 423 amino acids. The record is from RefSeq and is a predicted model, not a curated record. The transcript has 5 exons. Lineage: Eukaryota; Metazoa; Arthropoda; Merostomata; Xiphosura; Limulidae.
AUCGAGACAAAAUACUUAUGGUGCGAAGUGUAGCCUAAUCUUAGUUCGAGCUAUAAUUGUAUGAUGUAAAUAAUCAUUUUUAAAUGUUAUUUUCUUCAUACCUUCUUCUUUAGCAAACCAUCUCAUCAUCAUCAAGUUCAAAAAUAAAUCGAAAAACCUUUGAUUUGUGAUUUAUUAAUUUUAUGUUGAUGUUCUUGCUCAAGUAAAAGUAAUACUUUCUUACUGCUGAGGCAAUACAGAACCAAGGGACAUCUUACAUUCAUUGGAGGUUGUUCUAAAGAAGUACUGACAUAUUCUGAGAUAUAUAAUACUUCAAAAAGCUUUAAAAUGAGAGUGUGUGCUGCAAGUUCAUGUAAGAGCAUCUCCGAAUUAAGUUCAGGGUUAACUUUUCAUCCUUUGCCCAAAGAUGAAUUUUUAAGGGAUCAAUGGAUUGACUUGCUUGGCAUAGAUGAUUCUAAGAUAACUGACCAAACUAGAGUGUGUUCUUUACAUUUUAAGCCAAAAGAUUUUGUAAAUUUCAAGAGAAACUUAAAGACUGGCUCGAUACCAUCACUUUAUCUCUCUAAGGAAAAGUCUGUUCCUAUAGUUGAUGAUAUUGCUAAAAAUAAUGACAACAGUAAUGAAUUUGAUGGUGAGGAGGAAAAGAAAGAAGAAAGUCUAUCUGCAACUGAUAAAGACUCAGCCAAGGAUGGCUCACAGAUUGUUACCUUACAAGUAAAAGAAGAGGAGAAACCAGUUAGAAGAGCAUCACGAAAGGCAGCUCUUCUUGCAGCUGAAAAAAUCCAACGAACUGUAAAGGAGUAUGGACUUGUUGAAGGAGUAAGGAGCCAGUCACCAGAACCCAGAAGAGAUUCCUCCAUUUCAAUGAGAAUGAAGCUCUCUCAAGAAUUUCACAUGGCACUGCUUAAAAAUGGUGCACCUAAAGUAGCACAGAAAAGCUCAUCUGGUAAGAGUAGUAUUAGAGUAGGGUACUCGUAUACAGGACAAAAUGAGCUUUAUAUGGAGUGCUUUGAAGAGGUGCUUUCUCCUGUACAAGUUGCUGCCUAUCAUCAAGCACAGCAAGAAUAUGAUAAGGUAAUGAAGUACAUUUUAUCUCGGAGGGCUUCCAAAAGUGAGAAAGUAAGAAUUAUAUACACAUCCCAUGAUGGGGAAGUGCUAAAUACUGUAGGAGAUUCAGAAAUUCGACUAACAAACCCAUCAACAAAUACAGGAAACAUUUGCCAGAAGAAUAUUACUGUUAUUUCAGAUACUGCUGCAGAAAGGUCUGAUCCUGUACAAAUGAAACUACAGAUGGAGACAGCAGAAGAACGAAGACGUCGUCAAAACCGAGAAAGACAACAAAGAUUUAGAGCUCAUCAAAGCACAGAAAAUGUAGCCAAAAGAAGGAGAUUAGAACGGGAACGUAUUUUAAGAAAAAUAAAAAAUGAGACUUGGGAGCAGACUGAAGAAAGACGACGGUUAGAUGCAGAAAGUCAUGCAAGAUGCAGAGCAUAUAGAAGAAACAUACAAAGACAAAUUACUACAAUUGAUAACACAUUUGAUGAAUCAGUAAUAGAACAACAGAGUUGUAGUACAAUGAACGUUGUUUGCAAGACUUAAUUCAUUAAAUUUUAAAACUGAAAGACAUUCAGAUGGAAAAUUCAUAAACUGCUGUUACAAGGGAAAAGUAACAAUGUCUCCAAGAUGAGAGUUCCUAAUGUACUUGAAUGAUGCGAUGAGUAACCCAAACAGUAGUCCUCUCUGUCAGAAUUUCAUUGUUUUCCUUUUAUGAUGAAGGGGGGAAGUUUGGUCGACAAAGCUUGGUGAAGGAAGGGCUGGGGCCCCUGGGUUCUUUUACAAAACUCCAACCCGUCAUCUUUUGACAGGUCAGGCAAAGCUAGUUGCAAAUAAAGUUGGAUACAGAAGCCUAUCCAUAAUAGGAUUAAAAUGGAACUGAGUUAACUAUAAGCUCAAUCUAUGAAUUAAUGUAGAACUGACUUCACUAUAAGCUCAAGCUAUAAAUUAAAGUAGAACUGAGUUAACUAUAAGCUCAAGCUAUAAAUUAAAGUAGAACUGAGUUAACUAUAAGUUCAAGCUAUAAAUUAAAGUAGAACUGAGUUCACUAUAAGCUCAAUCUAUAAAUUAAAGUAGAACUGAGUUCACUAUAAGCUCAAGCUAUAAAUUAAAGUAGAACUGAGUUCACUAUAAACUCAAGCUAUGAAUUAAAGUAGAGCUGAGUUAACUAUAAGCUCAUUCUAUAAAUUAAAGUAGAACUGAGUUAACUAUAAGCUCAAGCUAUAAAUUAAAGUAGAACUGAGUUAACUAUGAGUUCAAGCUAUAAAUUAAAGUAGAACUGAGUUAACUAUAAGCUCAAGCUAUAAAUUAAAGUAGAACUGAGUUCACUAUAAGCUCAAUCUAUAGAUUCAAGUAUAACUUAGUUCAUUAAACUCAAGCUAUAAAUUAAAGUAGAACUAAGUUCACCAUAAGCUAAAUCUAUAAAUUAAUGUAGAACUGGGUUCACCAUAA